AUGACUGAAGGUAAUUACGCUGAAGUUGCCAGUAAUGGCCAAGAGAAGAAAGUAGCCAAGGAGGAAUUGCACUCCUCAUUGGUGACAUACAGCUCUCCAACUUUGCAGCACUUGCAUCGUUACCCAGUGGUUGACAAGCUUAUCAAGCGUGCUGUUAGUGUGCCAGUGGUGAGCAAAGCCAUCGCUGUGUCUUUGCUGGCUGUAACGGGUCUUAAGCACAAAGUUUGGGACUCCGGCAAGUUCCCUGCAGUUGCUAAGCCUGUGGUUUCAAGCAGUUUCAAACUCUUGCACAAAUUUGAUGAAUUAGUGAACCUGUUGGUGUUUAGCGAAGGUAUCGACGCUUUGUUCUACGCUGCCAAGGAACACAAGAAUAGACCUGGUGUGUGGUUAGUAUGGUUCCUACUUGACUAUUUUGCCAAUGUUUUCAACAUAAUCUUAAAAGAGUUUGUGCUGAAACCAUUCAAAUUGGGUAAUGUAGCUAUAAAAGAUGCUUCUGAUGCAACACACAAAGUCACAGAUGUGAAGGAACUGCCUCAUGUUUCUGAGCUAAGCGAUACCACCAAGCGUUUGUCACAAGAUCUACAAAGCAAAGUUUCCGAAUCUUAUAUUCAGCCUACCAAAGAGUCUGCGAUGCAGAAAUAUGACACUUACAUCAAGCCAACUGCUGAGAAGUUGCACAACGUAUAUGCAGGCAAUGCCAAGGAAAAGAUCGAUACUUAUGUUAAGCCAAAGUAUGACUCCUACGUAAAGCCAGGCUACGAUACUGCUAAGGAGACUUAUAAGACUAUUACUGCCACUUACGAGCAGAAGUUGAACAAGACUGAAAGUAUUCCUCGUGCCAUCGUUGACACAGGUUAUGAGGUUGGUGUCACCACUAUAGGAAAAUUGAGAGGAUCUACCCCACCAAAGGAGCAACAACGUCCACAAACUACUGAGGUGUCCUCCUAA
Messenger RNA from Nakaseomyces glabratus, 948 nucleotides. RefSeq names its product Pln1p (gene PLN1). NCBI's taxonomy places the organism in Eukaryota, Fungi, Ascomycota, Saccharomycetes, Saccharomycetales, Saccharomycetaceae. The record is from RefSeq and is a predicted model, not a curated record.